GGUAUCACUUUCGAUUCGAAUUCAGGUUACUUGUGUGAUUUAUUCGUUUCUAUCCAAACAAUCGGGAAGAAUUUUGAAGAGUUUUCACAUUCCUCAGGGUAUUUGCAUUUGGAAAAUAAGCGCCGAAACAUGAAGUUGCAUUGCCUUGGGGUAGUACUCCUCAUAGUCAUACUAGACUCGCACAUAAACGCCCUCCCGUUGUCACAAGACGCUGUUGCGCCAUCGGAAAUUGCCAAAAUCCAGAGUGUAAAGACUGAAACUUCCGAAGCGCCCCAAGUCGCUCCCGAAAAGGAGGCCGACAAGGAAGAAACCGCGUUACCUCAAGAACCGACAAAAUUGGAUAAAGACGAAGUUAAAAGUGUGGUUGAACACAAAAAAGAAGGAAAAGUCACGGGUAGACAGUCGUCUUCAGACGACGAUGAUGACGAUGACGACGAUGACGACGACGACCUUGAUUUAGGGGUAGAUGAUGACGACGAUGACGAUGAUGAUGAUGAUAGCGUUGCUGAAGAUGAUGACGAUGAAGACGACGAGGGUGAUUAUUUCGACAGGUUGUUCGAUGAUAUUUUGGGAGAGGAUGACGAUGACGAUGAUGAUGACGAUGAAGAAGACGAACCGGUCAAACCUCAACCAGUAGCUUCUUCCACAGCUGCCCCCGUUGAAACUUUCAUCAGUGAAGACUCGAAUCCUGCAGGAGAGGCCGAAGACAACGUUUCUGUAGAAACUGAAGUGCCAAACGACGGACCCAUUGUAGAGAAUGCCCCUGAUAACGAAGUAGUCAACAAGGACCCCGUUGAUGAAGGAGAGAGUGAGGAUAACUCCAUCGUGCAACCUGUUAUUGUCCAGCCAGUACCUGCUGAAGAUACCGCAACCAACAACGACGAUGAUGAUGACGACGACGACGAUGAUGACGAUGACGAUGAAGGACUUGGCGGUCUGGCAGAUGAUGAUGAUGAUGACGACGAUGACGAUGAUGAUGCCGCUGACGAUGACGAUGACGACGACGACGAUGAUGAUGAUGACGAAGGGUCCCUAGACGAUGUCAUCGAUGCCAAAAGAUCACGAGCCCUGAAUUCUUCACCCAAAAUGCCCGCCAUAUACAUCUCCAAAUAUAACAGAUUCGUCGACAAUAUCAUCAGCAGAAUCAACAGGAUAUUGGGUAAAUCAUAUGAUCCAGUCAGGGUGAAACUCCAAUCUGGCGAAUCUAAAAAGAACAAGAACAAAAAGAAGGGGACGAAAACUAAGUCUAACAAGCCAUCAAACCGUCAAAGGGAAGAAAUGCCAUCCACCAAACAGGAAGAGAUGCCGAUAGCUAGAGCUGACAGUGGGGAGUCUAGGGAAUCGUCGUUCAUUCUCAUAUCAAGGAAUGGGGAGCCUACUCUGAGAAACAUAACAGUCAAAACAGAAAAGACACAAACCAGAGCAACAAGUUCGUCGAAUAAGAAUAAAAAGAAGAAAUCCAAUAAAAAUAAAACAAAGGCGGAGAAGAACAAAAAUAAAACGAAAUCUACGAGCAAUGCCAAAGUCAGGGCCACAUUGUUCGGACUCAGCAGCAUCAAAAGGGAUGGAGACGUUACGGUCAAUAUGAUGAGUGACCACACUACAGUUAAAACGAACUUCAUACUGGGUCCACUCACACUGCGAGUAGAGAGAGAGUUUGGUAAAGGGGCUAGGAGAGAAUUAAAAAGUGCCACAGCUACAACAGCAGAGAUGUAUGGUAGACUGAAUCUGAAAAUCAUCCACGGAGGAGCUGCCACUCUGCAUUCUAUCAAAGUGUUACAGCCAAAACAGUUGAGAAUCGACAGUGAAGAGGACCAUGAAAAGACCAAAGAAUUCCUAUGGAAAAAGACAUCUCAUAUUGCCACCGUUGUGUCUCAGAAACUAGCGGCAGCAGCUAGAUCAAUGCUCAAGCCACCGCCAAAGGCGUAAAAUUUUUCACUUGGUUUUAUGAGUGAAUGAACUGAUACUCAUGAUAUUUAUUUAUUAUUUAUUUUUUUAAUUUUAAGUUAUUUAUUUAUUUUGAAUAGAAUUUUAUAAAUCAAAUU
This is a messenger RNA of Coccinella septempunctata (seven-spotted ladybird), 2045 nucleotides long. RefSeq names its product protein PFC0760c-like. Lineage: Eukaryota; Metazoa; Arthropoda; Insecta; Coleoptera; Coccinellidae. The record is from RefSeq and is a predicted model, not a curated record. The transcript is spliced from 7 exons. Bases 130 to 1929 code for a protein of 599 amino acids.